UCUUAAACCAUUCCUCUCCCUCUCCCUCUCUUUCCCUCUCUCUCUCUCUCUCUGAUAUGGAAUUGGCUCUGAGUUUAGGAGACACCCCAAAGUCAUUCUCGUUUCUUGACAAAAGUGCUAUAAACAGGGUUAAAAAUGAUGUAGGAUUUUGCAUGGGCUUAGGAGGACCUUUGGCCAAGGAUAUUGGAAGUGAUCAGAUCAGAUCAUUUGGUGAUCAAGAAAAUACAAGAGGCUCGUCAGAUAAACCGGUGGUCCAGCUUGAUCUUCUGCCUCUCUGUCCGGUUCCACGCAAUCAACCAGUACCCUUAGAGCUCCGGCUCCCAUGGCUGCUUACUCACAACUUAUCCUCCGAACCCGGUUCAUCAAGGGCACAAGGAAGAGGGGCAGAAGUACUGAACCGGGCGUCAUUGGCAGCAGAGAAGAGAUCAGAGGAUGGAGGAGCGUCGCUAUCAUCCCCUAGCACCACCAUUUCAUCAUUUCAGAAUCCAUUGGACUUGUCAGUAAAUAGAAGAAGGAAAAGGGACUCGGCGGAGACAAUCAGCAUUUGCACUGAUAACGAGCGUGAUACAGAGAGGAGAGGAGGAGAUGGAAGUUCUUCAAGAGGAAGUGAUCAUGAAGGAGAAGAAGAAGAAGAGAAUGGGUUCAUGACUCGGAAGAAACUCAGGCUCUCCAAAGAACAGUCAGCUUUUCUUGAAGACAGAUUCAGAGAACAUAAUACCCUCAACCCUAAGCAAAAGCUAGAUCUGGCUAAGCAAUUGAAUCUUCGAUCUCGCCAAGUAGAAGUAUGGUUUCAGAAUAGAAGAGCAAGGACAAAGUUGAAGCAGACGGAGGUAGAUUGUGAGUACUUGAAGAGAUGCUACGAGACACUGACAGAAGAGAACAGGAGGUUACAGAAGGAGGUUCAUGAGUUGAAGGUUUUGAACACUUCUCAACCUUUCUACAAUCAGUUGCUUCCCGCCACCACUCUCACUGUGUGCUUUUCGUGCGAGCGUGUGGCAUCCAGUACUGCUGCCGCCGCCGCCACUGCAGUGAUUGACACCGCAAGGACUAGGCACUAACACCACGGCCGCAGUGCUACAACCACCACCUACUAACAAUACACCACUCUCUUUGUAAACCUACACCUUCCAUAUCCCUCGAACAUAUCGGAAGCCGAUGUGAUCCAGCAGGCUGCUUUGUGAGAUUAGGACAAUUUAGCAAGAUGUUCUUGUUUUUUUGCAUCUGUAUAAAUGUAGUCUUGGCUUUGGCUAUAGCAGUGGCUUGAACAUUGUGUUUUCUUUCCCUAUGUUUGCCUAUUUUUGUAAUUGUGAGAGUUUCUUUCCAGGCAUGUUUUCGAGGCAGAGCGAGUGCUUGACUAAUAAAUCUAUAAGAGUAAGAUCGUUGGAGAA
Rhododendron vialii is the source of this 1388-nucleotide messenger RNA. RefSeq names its product homeobox-leucine zipper protein HOX11. The record is from RefSeq and is a predicted model, not a curated record. Gene Ontology annotation, biological process: regulation of DNA-templated transcription. Bases 57 to 1058 code for a protein of 333 amino acids. Gene Ontology annotation, molecular function: sequence-specific DNA binding; DNA-binding transcription factor activity, RNA polymerase II-specific. NCBI's taxonomy places the organism in Eukaryota, Viridiplantae, Streptophyta, Magnoliopsida, Ericales, Ericaceae. The transcript is spliced from 4 exons.